Molecule: messenger RNA, 1210 nt
Organism: Drosophila arizonae
Lineage: Eukaryota; Metazoa; Arthropoda; Insecta; Diptera; Drosophilidae
Product: transcription factor Ouib-like
Biological process (GO): regulation of transcription by RNA polymerase II
Cellular component (GO): nucleus
Molecular function (GO): DNA-binding transcription factor activity, RNA polymerase II-specific; zinc ion binding
Source: RefSeq, a predicted model, not a curated record
UGUUGCAAUGAUCAAUAAUAUUUGUAGACUCUGUGGUAAAAAUACCGCCAAAGAAAACUCAUUAAGAAUUUUUGAAAACAAAAAUAUUCUUUGGAACAUUCAAGUUUUAACGGGAUUAGUCUUGGAAAAUGCAAAAUGUUUGCCGGAACUUAUAUGUAGCAGCUGCCAGAAGGAAUUGCACGAGGCGAUCACAUUUAGCGAUAAAGUAAUUGCCACACAGCAACAACUUCUGUUGGCGUUAACUGAGGACGAGCUACAGGAAGUAUCCAAGGAGUAUAAGACAGUCAUAACGGAACAAGCUAUCAGCAGUUGUGAGAAAUCAGUUGAUCAAAACAACACUGAAGCUCAAGAUGAGCUAAUUGAGGAGUCAAUCAUUGAAACCAACCUGAUAGCAGAAGAUAUUAUUAUAGAGGAACAAGACAAGCCUGAUGAUUUACUGGAAUACGAUAUAAUCAUAAAUGAUGACACAAUCGUACAGGAGGCUGAAAUAGACGUUCGAACUUUGGAAACAAUAGAAACAACUGAUGAAGACCAAUAUAUAUUGGUUAACGAGCCCGAUGGAAAUACAUCUUCCGCAGAUUACAUGCUGAGCGAGAAGGAGUGGAGUGACGAAGGUAUAAUAUUAACUAAGGAAGUAAACGGCGACGAAGCCGUAGAGCCACAAAAUAACAUUAAAAAUAAACGAGGUAGAAAACGACUCGGGAACCUAAUAUUUGUUUGUUAUGAAUGCGGAAUUCAUAUAUCCGGGCGUGUGGCCUUCGACUUGCACUGUAGACGACAUCGUGGUGACAAGCAAUUCGAAUGCACCAUUUGCCAGAAUCGUUUUUGCACAAGCUCUGAAUUAAAGAGCCACAUGCGCAGGCACACCGGGGAACGCCCCUUUCCUUGUCACUAUUGUGAUCGAUACUUCGCCGACAAUAGUACUCGGAUUAAGCAUGAGCGGACACACACCAAUGAGCGACCGUAUGCAUGCGAGACCUGUGGAAAGGCCUUCACCACAACCUACAUACUUAAGAAUCAUAUGCUCACUCAUUCUGGCGAACGCGCCUUCAGCUGCGAGCCGUGCAACAAAACCUUUCGCCGACAUACUCAUCUUGUUACACAUUUUCGGUCUAGAGCUCACAAACGUAAACGAGAACGCCAAAGCAAAGAUAUUUUAAGUACAAGUUAGCAUGACUUAAAGAGGCAUAUCUACGCUUUGUAUCAACUU